AUGAGACAGGUGAAGGAGAGACUCGGCUUACCCCUGGGCGCUCCAUACGCGGGGAAAGAUCUAGGAAACCUCGUAGACAUGUACAUAUCCAUGGCCAAAGAGCAUAUGAAGGUCCGUUACCGGACUCUUAACUUGGGCGUGUUUUACAGUCCUAUCCUAUACUUCCGGAAUAACGGACUCUUUGGCUCCCAAGGCGUAAGGGACCGUAUAAGCGAAAGGAUACACAAUGCCGAUCUAGCCAGGGACCUGAUAUGGGUUCUCCACAGCGAAAUCGGGCCUGAAGAGUUCGAGAAUUCCAGGAACUCCACCGUCAGUUAUUUCACAGAGCUCUCCUCAAUGACCCCUGCGGAAGCGGCAGUGAUUGGUUGA
Anthostomella pinea is the source of this 369-nucleotide messenger RNA. NCBI's taxonomy places the organism in Eukaryota, Fungi, Ascomycota, Sordariomycetes, Xylariales, Xylariaceae. The record is from the annotation of a GenBank genome assembly.